GACGCGCUGGGAGUUUAUCUGUGCGCGCGCGUGGAAGUUCUGCAGCGCUGUUUGUUGGUGUAAAAUCUCGUACGAUAAAAAGCGUAAAUAUUUGUAAUUAUAACGAUUUAAAAUCCAAAAAAAAAAAUAAGGCUGGGACGCAUGCAGAUGCCGUUUUCCUGCGGUUUGGCCACCUGGACGAGCAGCUUGCCGAUGAUGUAUUCCAACAUGGAGUAGAGAUGGAGAAGCCGCAGAUGGAUGAUCCGUCCUCCAAAGAGACCACUAAAACCUGGGGCUUCCGCAGGAGCACGAUAGCCAGACGGGAGUUUAUUGAAGAAAUCGGAAACCUGGACCUCGUCACGUUGACGCCGCGACGGAACGCACGCCAGGGCCCGAGGGGCAGAGGGAGAGGACGAGGGCGGGGCAAGCAGGCGAGCGAGACUACUUUAAAUCCGACAAAAAGAGCACGAGGAGGUAGAAAAGCUGUCCGGGCAAGCCUCAAACCUGAGCCUGAUUUGGAGGUUUUACAGACCACUUCUCAUCCACCAAAGACUGCGUCGGACACGGAGGCGUCUGACAGCGAUGACCUCACGCUCAGGGAGCUUCAAGAGAGAGCCAGGAAGCGUCAAAAAUCAGAAGAGGGCUCUAAAGGAAGUCCAGGGACUGUGGAUUUAACCGCUGAGACUGUUAAUGAUGAUGAUGAUGAUAAUCGGUCAUGUGAUCUUCUACAGUCAGAAGAAAGUGUGUCUUCGCUCUUCGAUCGAUUGGCCACCAGUUCUUUGGAAAACUGGAAAUCGGAACGAGACGUCCAGCUCGAGGAAGACGAGGAACGGGACGGAGAGCGGAACGAUGCUGACGAGUCUUCAGACGCUGAUGGAGAGUACAGCGACCCUAACGCUGUCUACUGUAUUUGCAGACAGAAGCACAAUAAUAGGUUCAUGAUCUGUUGUGACCGAUGUCACGAGUGGUUCCACGGUGACUGUGUGGGCAUCAGCCAGGCUCGUGGUCGUCUCCUGGAAAAGAACGGAGAGGAUUAUAUCUGCCCGUCCUGCUCUCCAUGCCAAAGUCCCAUCAGCAUCGUGGAACAGCAUCCUCCACUCUCUAAACCGGCCCUGAGCUCCUCUUCCGAGAGUUUGUUCACGUCGUCGGCCGGAGAAGAAAGACCCAGCGAGGAUGAGGGCAUCAAAGGGAAGAUCAGGAAGUCGGGCAUUCGCAGCAUUAAGAGGAGAAUCAAGAUCUUCCAGCGGGUGGAGAUCAUUGAAGAACCACCAGAACCCAUACACCAAGCCGCAGUGAGGGAGCAGAAUGUGUCCGAGGACGCGGUUAAAGAGCGAGAGGACGCGGUGGACAAGGUUAAGAGGAAUCCUGCCGUGCCUAAGUGUAUCGGUCCAGGCUGUAGUAAUGACGCUUUGCCUGAAUCGGUGUACUGCGGCCAUCAGUGCAUCAUCCAGCACGCCGCAGUGGCCAUGCACGGUCUCUCAGAGCCCAAAGAGCAGCCCGAGGUCAAAGCCAAGCCUGCGCCCAAACCCACGCUGAAGAUACACAAUCUCGGAAAACUUUUUAAGAAGAAAUCGGCAGAGAAGCCGGCCGAGGACGCGGAUGGCGGAUGUAAGGAGAUGGGUUCGACUCCCGCUGCUUCUCCCACCUCUGACCCUGUUCACAAAGCAAAGGGGGAGCAGCAGCCCGCACCUGCCGCAAUCGCUUCAUCACAGUUUUACCGAGCCACAUCAACAAUAUCAGAAAAGGUAGCUGCAGAAAGCAAACCAGCUACACCAGUCACUACUCAGACACAGAAUAUGCCCGCUCAAUCAGAGACUCCUGCUGCUAAGAAAGCAGAUGAGAAACCGGCUCCAUCGGUCCCAUCAGCUCCAUCGCCCCCACCGCCUCCAUCGGUCCCAUCAGCUUUGUCGGCCCCACCGCCUCCGGCUGCUCUAUUGGCUCCAUCGGUCCCAUCAGCUCCAUCGCCCCCACCGCCUCCAUCGGUCCCAUCAGCUUCGUCGGCCCCACAGCCUCCGUCUGCCCCAUUGGCUCCGUCGGUCCCAUCCGCUCCAUCGGCUCCACUGCUCAAAAAACCUAAUCCUCUUCCGAGCCGAGCCAAGAAGACCAUGCCAGGUUCCCCUCGUCUCUCUGCAUCCAGGCAGCUCCACAGUGAGACUCCACAAGCAAACAAGAGUGUCUUUACUGUCCCAAAAAAGCCAUGCCAAUCUCAAGAAGCAUCAAACGUAUCCCAGGCCUCGAACUCAACCCCAGAAGUCCGAGUCCUGCCCGUCACUCCUGCCCCUGUUCCUCCACCAAGACCUCUCCAACCUCAUCCUAACAUGCAGAUGAGACAGAACAUCAGACGAUCCCUCACCGACACCUUGCUAAAAAGGGUGAACGACAGCGAUGAUUUGGAGAUCUCUGAGAGCAAUGUUGAAAAGCUCGCUGUAAACAUUGAGAGAGAGAUGUUUAACAUGUACUAUACUACCGACAACAAGUACAAGAUUAAAUACAGAUCUCUCCUCUUGAGCUUGAAAGACCCCAAAAACAAGGGUCUUUUCUACCAGGUUAUAAAAGGACACAUCACGCCAUUUAAACUAACCCGUCUGAGCGACCAGGAGCUUCUGUCUGUUCAGGAAAGUACAGCUGAUCCUGUUCCUGUAAAACAACAAGUGUCUCCUGAUUGUGUAGACAUGGAGGAACCUCUGUCUGUUUCUGAUAACAAAGCUUUUAAAACCGAUAAUGUGGCCACGUCCUCAUCGUCGGCGGGGAAAAUGUCUCUUGCUCUUGUCAGACAGGCCCAAUCAAAGAGACCAAACCCUGCAGUCUCAGACAUCAUCAGCAGCAUGCUGAAAGACACUACAGCAGAACACAAAGCACACCUCUUCGACCUCAAGUGCAGGAUAUGCACUGGUCAGAUUUCUGUUAACGAGGAACCUGACGCAAAGACGCUCAAAAAAGAUGAGCAGAUGAACGAACAGGAAGAAAAAUCUCCAUGUGCCAUCCCUUUAUCUGAGAAAAAGCCUCCAUCUGCUGCACUUGGAGACAAUGAUGUCCUCGUUAUGGAAUCCCCUGCUUCUCCAACCGCAGAAGACUGUAAUAUUGAGACAACACAGUCAGACUUUGCUCCACCUGUAAUACCUGCGGUUUCUAUAGUGACCAUAACGAGGAGGGAUCCAAGGACAGCGGGAUACCAUUCUGCACCUCCUCCUCCUCCUCCGUCUUUUUCUUCUGUUGUCCCUGCUGCUGUUCAAGAUCCAGUUCCCGUUACAGAUCCACCAAAAAAUCUAACCACAGUUCCUGGUGAUAAGGAGGCUGAUAUGGAAAUUAAGGCAGUCCUGCCUCUGCAGUUACCAGUGCCUCCGCCACCCAUGCCCAAAUCCAUUCUGAUGAAGCCUUCAGUCCCCUCCAUCUCAAGGUUUUACAGUUCACAAAGUCUAACUACAAGAUUGCCGAGCUCUGGUGCUUUAACAGAAAACGACACAAGUCACUUCCUGUCCAGACAAGAUACUAUAUGGAAAGGGUUCCUCAACAUGCAAUUGGUGGCCAAGUUUGUUACAAAGGGAUGCCUAAUCUCAGGAUCUGCAGAGGUUCUGAAAAAGGACUUGCCAGAUACUAUUCACAUCGGUGGACGCAUAUUACCCCAAACAGUUUGGGAAUAUGUCGAAAGAGUAAAGACAUCUUUAACAAAGGAAAUGUCUUUAAUUCGCUUUUAUCCCGCAUCUGAUGAAGAAGAGGUUGCAUAUGUGUCACUGUUCUCAUAUUUCAACAGUCGCAGGCGAUUUGGAGUGGUUUCAAAUAUUUGCAAUAAUAUUAAAGAUCUUUAUCUCAUUCCUUUAUGUACAAAUGAGUCAAUUCCUUCUGUACUGCUGCCAAUAGAUGGCCCAGGACUUGAACAGAAUCACCCCAAUCUUCUAAUUGGCUUGGCAGUUUGUCAGAAACUAAAGCGUCCCGGACCACAGGCACAAGAAAUUGAUGAGAAAAGACCAAGAAUCCAGACACCACAGGAUUCUGAAGUGAUGAAUCUACCUACCAAAUCUGCAGUUCCUGAUGCUAAACUUGAUGAACCUUAUGACCCAGAGAUCACAAUCAGCACUACUCCACCAGAUUCCCCACUAUCUCUGAGGUCACCUGAUUCAACAUCUUCUCUAAACCCUCUGUCUGGAACAUCAGUGCUUUCUAAUCUUCAUGCUCUUUUAACUCCUUCAACCUCUUCUGGCACAGAUGUUGCGAAGACCACAUCUUCCAGUGUCUCUUCACUUUGUGUUCCCUCUUCCACCACUGCUACGCCACUUCAAACUAUUUUAAACACAAUAUUUGGUAAACAGAAACAAAGCUCGGAUUUUGCGGUCAAUACCAGUGAGACGACUCCUACUCCAGUAAAAGAACCAGUGAUACCUUUUCUGACUGCAGACCCCAUCGUUCAACAGUAUCAGCAGAGUUCUAAGGCUAUGGUGGAGUUGGAUGAUAAUGAUAGACCUUAUGACCCUGAGGAAGAAUAUGAUCCCGCUUUAGCUUAUCAAAAUCUUGCUCCCUCGAAACCGCUUGAAAUAUUAAAACCUAAUGUGUUACCUGCUGUUGCUAACGAACAUGACGCCGAUGACGAUAGGCCCUAUGAUCCGGAAGAGGAAUAUAAUUUAGGAAAUAAGGUUGAUUCCGUCCAAGCAAGUAAUACUACAAAGUGUACUAAUACUGAACUAUUAUUAGAAACCUCUGCAAGAAAGGAUGAUGUAGCAUAUGAUCCAGAGGAUGACACAGUCUUUGAAGAGAUGCAGAAUUACAUUAUAGAUAAAAAUAAAUCUGGGACAUCAUUGUCUGAGCAGCAGAAAAUGUUAGAAGAUUUAAACAGGCAGAUAGAGGAGCAAAAACGCCAGCUUGAGGAGCAGGAGGAGGCUUUGCGCCUUCAGAGAGCAGCUGUUGGUGUUUCCAUGGCCCAUUUUUCUGUCUCUGAUGCCCUGAUGUCACCACCACCACGUUUUGGCAGAGAACCAGAUGAGGAAAUGGAAAAAACAAUAAAUGCUUCGGCAGUUAAUCUGAAUAGAGAUCCUCGGCAAUAUAGACAUUUGCAGCAGAAUUCAGUUAAUCCAACAAUAAUAGGUCAUACUGACAAAGAAAAUGUAAAUGAAAAAAUUGAAAGUUCUAAAAGCAAUUUCCUGGCCAGCAAUUAUUUAGAGCAAGAUAUGUCAAAAAAUGAUCAUGAAACGACAUUAAGUAAGCUAGUUGACGAAAGAUCCAUUAAUGCUGACACAACAGUGUUAUGUUCUGUGAAGAAUGCAGAAACAAAUAUACAUCAAGGUGCAUCUGCAUUCCAACAAGGUACCUCCUUAUCAUCUGGUAACGUUCAGCACACACGCUCACCAUCAAACGAUUCAGGCAAAACGAGACAAAGUCAUACAUCUAGAAGACAACAUCACAGUUCUCCCCAAAGACGAUCAAGAAACGAGACACGUAGGUCAUACCAUGAGAAAAGAACCUCUGAUCAGUCCAAAGAUGAUGGACAUCGCAGAAGAGGUAGACAUUCUCCUGAAAGAACCUCUAGGAGAAGCCGCAGUCAUAGUCGCAGAAGGGAACGUGCAUUGUCAAGGGAAAAAGAGCAUUAUCAUCACAGAAGUACAUCAUCAAGACAAAGUAGUAGGAGGGACAGGCGGUAUUCAUCAUCAAGGUCACAUUCGACUCGGAGAGAAACAUCUCCAGAACUGGAGAAUAAGGUUUCUAAUCAAAAAGAGAAAUCGGUAUUAAGGCAGAAGGACGAGUCCAACACUGAAUCAACUGACAGUACAAACAAUGUAGCAUCUGAGCAACCUGAUAUUCAGGGUGAUAAAUCUCAAAAUGAGGCUUCUGGGAAAGUAGAGACAAAAGAAAUCAAAAUACAGAAAGCUGAUAAUAUAAAACUUGAACCUGAUCAGUCCAACCAUAGAGAGCAAAAAAUGUCUGAUCCACCUUGUGGUGGUUUUUCUCAAAGCAAGCAAGUAAAGUUGGAACCCAAUCAAGUGGACACAAAUCCAUCACAAAGAGAAGAUUUUCACAAAAGCAUUCCACAAUCUGAGAAAUUAUCAAUACAGCAAGGUAGGAACAGUGAGUCCUGUAACACCAGAUAUCAGCUUAGUAAUCGAAAAGACAAUACAUUACAUAAUAAUGAGACUAAUUUUAAUGAUGGUACAGAUGAAAAGUCAUCAUGGCAGGAGUCUGACUGUCUUCCGCGUAAGACAGCUAAAAUAGAGAAGGAAGAUUUCCCAGAACCUGAUAAGACCUUUUUCCCAAAUCUUCGACCACAAAGGUUACCACGUUUGCGAGGAAGUACUCCUGAAAUGUUACCUUCCCAAAAUCAGAAAAGUUGUUUUUCAGUGGAUGGCACAUUACAUCCCAAAGACCUUAUAUCACAAGGGGCUCACUCCAUGCCAAGUGUUGGUUUGGAAAAUGAUGGACACAGAAAUAUCCAUCCUCAAGAGCAGUUUAGACUAAGAACAUCUGAGAUUCAGUGGAGAGGUCCACAGCAUAGGAUGGAUGGUCCGAGAGGUCCUACACUAAUGCAGCCCAGAAUUCCCAGAGCACCACACCCUGAAGUAUUUGAGACAUGUAGACCUGUAGGCCCAAGAGGUCCAAGACCAAAGAGGUUGGAUGAUUGUGGGCCAUCUCCCAACUAUGGACCAAGGGGACCAAACUCUGUACCUAGAAUGUUUGAGGGCCCUGGUCCUCGAAGUCUUAGACCAAGGUGCCCAAGCCCAGUUCCAAGGAUGUUUGAAGGAGCUUCACAUCAGCUUUCUGGACCUAAGGGACGAUUCCCAAGACCUGGAAGGUUAGAGGGAUUUGAACGACAAAAUGUUGGACCAAGAGAUGCCUUUUCAGGGCCUAACAUGUUUGACGAUACAGUUAACUUUGCAGAGUCGCCACAAAGAGAAUUUAACCGCAGGGACCCUGGUAUACAAGAAUUUGAUGAUUCAUGGGAAUCUGAUGUACCUCACCAAGUUGAUAGAGAAUCAUUUUCAGAAUUCAGACGUCCUAAAGACCGUGGCGCACCUCAACGUUUUCGUGAAAAUAUGCUUAACGCUAGAGAGUUAGAACGAGAUUUCAGUGACUUUGGAGACUAUGAUCCUCCAUUUGAUGAGGCAGAAAUUGAGCCUCAGUAUUCAGAUGAUCAAAGUGAUUAUCAUCAGAAUUUUGCUAAUGAACGUUUUCUAAAUCCACAAGAACCAAAAAGUCGUAGAAAUCCCACACCUCGUCCAGCACAUGACAGGUACCCCAUUCAUACCCAACUGGAAGGACCUCAGUUUCCAAUGAGGGAGUUAAGUGUGAAAAGGUCUCACAAUUGUGAUGGCUAUAGAGAUCAAGCAGACGAACGCGAAACAGUCGAGCCACAUUUUGCAAAGCCUGAUAUUUUUGAAAGUUCCCGAGAUUCUGGAAGAGCUGCUCAAAUUAAACGUCCACGCAUUAACCCGCCUCAAAAUCUUAGGGGUCCAAGAGCCCCAUCCCCUCAUUUUUGCGACCAGAGGAUGCUUUCAUCCCGGAACACUCAGUUGCUUGAGGACAAACCAAGUUCCUCCCAUUUUUCAUUGCCAUCCACCUCCAAACCUUCAAGGCCACUGCUGCCUGGGAGCCGGUUGGGUGGUCGAACUAAGGAGCCAGCUAUUCGCCCUUUGCGACUGUCUGGCCCUUUGCUCCCAACACCCCCAGGUGGUCCAAUAAGAUUUCACAAUCCUAGAAUGCAAAGACCUUUUUCUUCCAAUGAAAGUAACUUGCCCCAGCAUGCUCAUGCUAGAAGACCCCAAGGUGAUCUUGCUAAACCAGCUAUGAUGUCAGGAAGUUUUGAUGAUGAUUUGAACAACUAUGAUGGAGAAACCUAUGGGGGUUUUAUUCAGGAAGAGUUUAUAGACCAGGAUGAAGAAUACAGUGGUCAGGAUAAUAGUCCAGGGAAACCAUGGUGUCGAGAAGCAAGAAGGAGGAUUAGCACUGCAAGAAGAGGUCAUAGUAGUGAAUGAAAUAUUGCUCAGGAGAAUAUUGGUCAAAAAGGGAUCUGUAAACAUGGGUUAUCAAGCAGAGAUCCAUGCCAAAAUUGGCACUAAUAAAGCUAAUGUAUUGCUUCUGGACUGGGUCUAUAUUUUAACAAGUAGUUCACACUUUGACUGGUCAUGGACCUGUUUUACAGAUAUCCCAAAAAACAACAGCUGAUUUAGAGCACCAAGGACAAAGAAAGUACACUGCCUAAAAAGGUUUAUAUUUGUGGUUUAAAAAAAAAAUUAUGUUAGCAAUUUGUUUCAUUUACAUUGUAAGAAUUUGGUUUAAUCUGCAAUGAAACAUUUCUGUAGGUAUAGUCAAGUUCUUUCUCAUGUCAUGACUGCAGGUUUGAGUAGCUAAUAAGUUUAUAUUGUUAUGAGUUGUUUUUGUUUGUAGUAACAUCACUGAAUCUUUUCUCUUGGAAAAAUGGAUUUGUUUUUGAACUAUUAUUUUAAUUAUAUUCAACCUAGACUUGCCAGCUAAUUAUUGAAAUAUGUAUACAAAAAAAUAGAAAUGGUGUACAUCUGUAUAUAUGUAAAGAUAAAGUUAACUGAUUUUGUAGGUGUACAGACCUAUGUAAUAAAUGAAUUGGGAACUCUGUGUAAAUGGUGAAGUUGAAUUGUUCUCAACAGCUGUAAAUACUAGUGUACAUUUAGGUUCAUACAUGUUUUAUAACAUUUUCUAUGUGAGCAGUGCAAGGCCUAGUGAUUAUGUUUAUAACGUCAUAUGAACAGUCACAAGGCAUCAUG
Molecule: messenger RNA, 8699 nt
Organism: Clarias gariepinus (North African catfish)
Lineage: Eukaryota; Metazoa; Chordata; Actinopteri; Siluriformes; Clariidae
Product: death-inducer obliterator 1
Exons: 15
Coding region: 219-7934 (2571 amino acids)
Biological process (GO): DNA-templated transcription; apoptotic signaling pathway
Cellular component (GO): nucleus
Source: RefSeq, a predicted model, not a curated record